AGCCGGUACCCGUAGGGCUUGGCGUGCGGCGUGCGGCGGCGGUGGCGCGGGCGGCGGCGUAGCGCGGCUCCGUAGGACCGGCGCGGACCUGCAGCGGCUCGCUGAGGCCGUGGGUCGUCGUUGCAGCUGCCACGAAUCUUGGGACGAACUUGCCAGACAGAGAGGAGCGGAAGGGAAGGGAUGCACGGGCAUGGGGGUUACGACUCUGAUUUUAGUGAUGAUGAGCAAGGUGGAGAAUCAAGCAUAAAGAAGAAGAAGACAGCUGAAGAUGAGUUGCUGCUUACAAAACCAUUUCAAAAAGAAAAACAUGGAAAGGUGGUCCACAAGCAAGUCGCAGCGGACCUGCUGGACAGGGAAGAAGCAAGAAAUAGAAGGUUUCAUCUCAUAGCUAUGGAUGCUUAUCAAAGGCACACAAAGUUUGUAAAUGACUAUAUUUUGUACUAUGGUGGCAAAAGGGAGGACUUCAAGCGUUUAGGGGAGAAUGAUAAGACAGACUUGGAUGUUAUACGAGAAAACCAUAGAUUUCUAUGGAAUGAGGAGGAUGAAGCAGAUAUGACUUGGGAGAAGAGACUUGCAAAGAAAUAUUAUGAUAAAUUAUUCAAGGAAUACUGCAUAGCUGAUCUCAGUAGAUACAAAGAAAAUAAGUUUGGAUUCAGGUGGCGAAUAGAAAAAGAAGUAAUUUCAGGAAAAGGUCAAUUUUUUUGUGGAAAUAAACAUUGUGAUGAAAAAGAAGGCUUAAAAAGCUGGGAAGUUAACUUUGGUUAUAUUGAGCAUGGUGAAAAGAGAAAUGCACUUGUUAAAUUAAGAUUAUGUCAAGAAUGUUCCUUUAAGUUAAAUUUUCAUCACAGGAGAAAAGAAAUCAAGUCCAAAAAAAGAAAGGCUAAAACCAAGACUGAGUGUGACGAUUCACCACAUAAGAAAUCCAAAUCUUCUUCAGAGGUCUCCAAGGGGAAAGAUGAAGGACAUACAUCCUUAAAAAGGUCGGAAGAUUCUAGAAACACAGGAAACACGGAUGAGGAAGACAGUGCUUCAGAAUCUGAGCUGUGGAAGGGCCCUCUGCCAGAGACAGAUGAAAAGUCACAGGAAGAAGAAUUUGAUGAUUAUUUUCAGGACUUGUUUCUAUGAGCAGAGAGAGAGGCUCAUUCCUUGGUGAGGAAGCGUACUAUGAAACUCCAUGAACAUGCCCAUUGCCGUUGAGUCUGGACAGCCACGGACAGAUGUUUCGGAGGCUCAGGGACUGUUUCAGACACUUCCUCCUUUGUUUAUGUAGCAUCUUGGUUGCUUAUGUACAAAUCUGUUUUGGCCAUAGCUCUCCAGUAUAUGAUGCACUGUUUUAAGUGGCAUUUGAACAUGGAGUAAUUGGCAUUAAACUGUAAAUAAAUUAUUUAGUGUCUGGUUUUAAAA
This is a messenger RNA of Mesocricetus auratus (golden hamster), 1404 nucleotides long. Its product is annotated as protein FRA10AC1 homolog. Gene Ontology annotation, molecular function: phosphatase activity. The coding region runs from base 181 to 1125 and encodes 314 amino acids. Gene Ontology annotation, biological process: dephosphorylation. The record is from RefSeq and is a predicted model, not a curated record. The transcript has 14 exons. Lineage: Eukaryota; Metazoa; Chordata; Mammalia; Rodentia; Cricetidae.